AGUAACACAAGCAUUAUAGCAACUGAGGUAUAGGCCUAUAAUGGUUGUAAAAUGAUACGCGUUGGUUUGUUUAGUUAUAGCUCUUCGUUUGACAACACUUACAAAGGUUGAUAUCGUUAGUGUAUUUUUUAUACUUAAGUUAUUUACUCCACAUUAUUGUGAGGCAAAGAUGCACAUUGCCUUAAUUCAAAUAUGUAUCUCUCUCUCUCUCUCUGCUUUCGCGACUGUGAUCCAAGACGCUCUUGCGCGCAAGGUUAAGAAAAUCUGGAAUUGAUUUUAAUGGGGAGUAGCCUAUCCCUCGCUUGCUUUUCAACCUAUGGAUGUAUGGGUCUCUUUUCACUUGGUCUGAACGGCGCGUGCGAGUGCAGCGUCUCACCUCUGUACUGUGUCCCCCUUGCCUUGCCCAUGAUAUCUGUCGCUUUUGGAGAAUACUGAACGUGCCUCUGUUUCUAAACAGCUUUGUAUAAUGUACCGUCCUCAAAACGCUCGAGACUGAGUAGACGGGACUUGUCCAUUGCGUUUGGGAAGAAGAUUUUCUUCUGACAGAUGCACAUUUAUUUUUGAUUGUUUUGGACCUGAAACGUUGGACUGUGUUGUCGUUUUAAGAAUCGCCAAUACACCGCUCUUGGGACAGGCUGCGGUGGUCACGGUCACCCUAAAGGAAGGGUCUCCUUCCACUCCCCCCUCACACCUACACAAACACUCCCUCGGACACACACGCACACACACGCAGGAUGAGGGAAGCCUGGAGGUGCCUGCUGGGGCUUUGCCUCCUGGCAUGCUCCGCCUCUCCCGCCUCCGCUAACGGUCCUGCCAAUCCCUUCGCUGGGCAGCAGACACCCCCAGACCCAUGCUAUGACGAUGCGGGCGCUGCCCGACGUUGUAUCCCAGAGUUCAUCAACGCCGCCUUUGGCAAGGAGGUGGCCGUGUCCAGUGUGUGCGGCCGGCCGACGCCGUCCCGCUCUUGUAGUGUGGUGGAGCGCGGUGAUGAGCGGCCCUCAGUGCGCACCUGCCAGAUCUGCGAUGCGGCAGACCCGCGGCGUGCCCAUCCGCCCUCCUACCUCACUGACCUCAACUCGGCCCACAACCUCACCUGCUGGCAAUCGGAGAACCUGCACACCUCGCCGCACAACGUCACCCUCACCCUGUCGCUGGGCAAGAAGUUUGAGAUCACCUACGUCAGCCUGCAGUUCUGCUCGCCCCGCCCUGAGUCACUGGCCAUCUACAAGAGCAUGGACUAUGGCAAGAGCUGGACGCCUUACCAGUACUACUCGUCCCAGUGUCGGCGCAUGUACAACCGGCCCAACAAGGCGGCCAUCACCAAGCAGAACGAGCAGGAGGGCCUGUGCACCGAUGGCCACACCGACCUCUACCCCCUAUCCGGGGGGCUCAUUGCCUUCAGCACUCUGGACGGGCGGCCCUCCGGGAAGGACUUUGACAACAGCCCUGUGCUCCAGGACUGGGUGACAGUCACUGACAUCCGCGUAGUUUUCAGCCGGCCCCAGCUGCCACGUGAGCUAGGGGCAGGAGGAGGGGGGAUAGGCGGGGGAGGCCGGAUGGACGAAGACCCAAUGGUACCGUCCACGUCUCUGCCGGCGUACUUCUACGCGGUGGGGGACUUCCAGGUGGGCGGGAGGUGUAAGUGCAACGGGCACGCCUCACGCUGCCUCAAAGACAAGGAGGGCAAGCUGGUGUGCGACUGCAAGCACAACACGGAGGGGCCCGAGUGCGACCGCUGCAAGCCCUUCCACUACGACCGGCCAUGGCAAAGGGCCAGCGCCCGCGAGGCCAACGAGUGUCUACCGUGCAACUGCAACCUGCACGCCCGGCGCUGCCGCUUCAACAUGGAGCUGUACAAGUUGUCGGGGAGGAAGAGCGGAGGCGUGUGCAUGAACUGUCGCCACAACACGGCCGGACGCCACUGCCACUACUGCAAGGAGGGCUUCUACCGGGAUAUGGCCAGGCCCAUCACACACCGCCGUGCCUGCAAAGCCUGUGACUGCCACCCGGUGGGUGCGGCAGGUAAGACGUGUAACCAGACGACGGGCCAGUGCCCCUGUAAGGACGGCGUGACGGGCAUCACCUGCAACCGCUGUGCAAAGGGCUACCAACAGAGCCGCUCACCUGUGGCCCCCUGCAUCAAGAUCCCAGUAGUGAACCCUACAGCCAUGGUCAGCAGCAGCACAGAGGAACCGGCAGCAGAUUGUGAAUCCUAUUGCAAACCAGUGAAAGGAAAUCUGAAGAUCAACAUGAAGAAAUACUGCAAGAAAGACUAUGCGGUGCAAGUCAACGUGCUGGACAUGGAGACGGUGGGCGACUGGGCCAAGUUCUCGGUCAACGUGGUCUCGGUCUACAAGAGCCGCGGCGAGCCGCUCAAACGGGGCGACAACGUGCUAUGGAUCCAUAUGAAGGACCUGGCCUGCAAGUGUCCCAAAAUCCAGAUGAGCAAGCGCUUCCUGGUGAUGGGCACCAGCGAGACCGGGCCGGGGGGCCCUGGGGCCGGGGGGCCCGGGGCUGGACCAGGGGCUGCUGGGGCUGCUGCAGGAGCAGAGCGCGUAGGGCUCCUGGCCGAUAAGAACAGCCUGGUCAUCCAGUGGAGAGACGUUUGGACGCGGCGCCUCCGGAAGUUCCAGCGCAAAGAGAAGAAGGGCAAGUGCAGCAAAGCAUGAUGGGGGAGAGAGCAGCGCAUCCUCAGCCAACCCCCCCAUGACCCCACCCCUACUCCUACCUCCCCACGACCCCUUCCUAGCUCUCGGCUAGUUCGCAGGAUAGAACAUGACCCCCCUAACCCCCUAAAAACCCUGACCCCCCCCCCCCAAAACGGGGUACACUGCACAUUACAGAGACUGCAUGUAUAUUGCCUGUUUAAGGACCACUUUGUGUAUAUUGUAUAAUUAUUUCCUUUUUAUUUUCUGUUUUAAUCAUGGGACUGUGACUGUCUUUUUCUAUUGGUCUGCCUUAAAAAGGGACCAUUAAAAAGGGUACGAAGUGUAGACGAGUGGAUAUCAUUCCCUUUCUCGACAACGACAGCAAAAAUGUCCACACUCCCCCACACCCCUGCCCUCUCCCAUUCCCCCUCCCCAUUCAGACUGCUUCAGUCCCCCGUCCUGCCACCAUGUUUUAGUGUUUUGAAACUAUCGAAGCUCACAUUUCCCAUUCUAUUACCAGGAGUAUCCAUGGAGCUCAGAUAAUCAGAGAGAGAAACAGAUUUUUUAGUGUUGUAGCAAAGUGCCCCAUGCAGGGGAGAAGACAAACUGCACAACCUCAGUUCGUCUGCCUCCUCCACCCAGUAUUUCACUGUCUCUAAACCCCCAUAUUUCUCUACGCAACUGAGAUUACUGGCCUAGAGCGGCCAUUUUGUCUUGUACUCCUAUUCCGUAUGUAAGAUAUGUAGAUAUGAACUCUCUGCAGUAGUAUCUCUGGACCAGAACCCACAACGGCUGCAUCCUCGUCCUCAGAGGAUCCUUCUAACCACAACAAAGGCUGUCCCCACAGGGGCCUACUCCAAUGCAAAACCUCACUUCUACCACCACUGCCAUUACAAUAUAUAUACAACUUCAGACUGAGGCAUUUGCUACUCUAGUCUAGACUAUACAGCUGUUGACAGUGACCCCACCGCUCACUCACUGGUUCUACUGCUCCAGUCAUAGACAGACAGUGGCAAACACUAAACCCUAAUAAUGUUUCUCUUUUAUUCUAUAUUCAUGUACUUCUGCUCUCAGAUUCCCAUACUUCUACAGACCCCACUGUCUCACUAUCUAAGUGAAGACCCCCCCCCCCCCACACACAAGCCUUCUCACCACGAGUAGGAAAUGGAAUCCUGCAUUACUAUCUGACUCAUGUGAAGAAAAAGAAACUUGAGCGAGACUCCAGCAGAGUGGAAAGUAGCCAGCUUCAGAACAGAACAAUGCCCUUGAUACUAGGGAAACUUUUGGGGGGAUAUUUUGCGUCAUGUCUUCCACUGUUUGUUGAUAGAAAGUCCUGCGGGUGUCAUUGUGUGACCGAUAUCGUUUGUUGGUUCAAUUCUAUUAUUUCUCUUGUCUUUUAAAUGUUUGCCACUUUCGACGAAGUGUCCAAUGACGGGCUAGUGAUCGCUUGCCGAAAGAAGAGCUCAAAAUAAAGAGUGCCAUUUCACGAAGAACAGACAAAGGUUGGAUUAAGCUCUACCUUUUCAACUGUAGCUUAUUGACAAACCGAAAGAGUCCGGAACGUUCUAGGCUACAUACACACUGCCUGAUUGUAUUAUGAUGCGAUAGUCUAUUUCAAUCCUCAUGUCUUUGUAUGUUUGCAUGUUUGUGGUUUGGCUGGUCUGUCCGAUGCGAAGUGAAAAAUUUACAGUAAGCAGAGCAUGGAAUUAACAAAUGUUAACAUCACAAAUCCAGAGGAAACCUCCUUAGUCAUCUCCCCUCAUUGGCCUUGCCGACAUUUCCCUCUCUUCGUUGGCCAAUAAUGCAUCAGCCUGUUUCUAAAUUGAAUCAAGAAAAUGAGAAAAUCAGGACAAAAAUGAAACCACAAGGGAACGUAUGUUUGCUCUCAAAAGUUGCUGUUUUGUCUUUGUCCUUAGUUCGUUUUAAAAGCGUAUUACGAUUGAUUUCAAAAAUAGAACAACGUAAACACAUUGUGAAGGGGUCAUGCUAGCUAGCUGUUAGCAUGCUGACAGUAAUUUCAUGCUAGCGGUUGGUUGGCUGCAGUGCUAUGUUUGGUUUGUCACAUUUCCAAGCCCCUCAGAAGAGUGUGUCUCUCCCUCUCUUGUCAGGCCCCAGUUCCUUUCUGUUCUGCAACAUGUGUGUUUCUGUGUCUUAGAUACACUGCAUGUCCAAAAGUAUGUGGACUCUAAUUUGAAGGGGCGUCCACAUACUUUUGUAUAUGUAGUGUACGUGACAGUAGUGGGACAAAGGCAGCCAGCCGCAGUCCUUCAGUGGUGUAGGUCUUGUUUUCAUUUGCUGAAAGAAUGUAUAUAAAUGAGAAAAUGUCAAAUGUAAAAACCGCUUAAAGACACAUGGUAUGAUUGUACUUUCUUAUGAGAUUAUGUCGUUAAAGCUGAGAAUGUAGACCGAGCGUUGUCAUUCUAAAAAAAAAAACGCUGAAUGGAUUUAGAAGUUGUUCACAUGAAGGUCUGUCUGGUUAGAUUGUAGGUUUUAUGUGUAACAGUUGUGGGUCCUCCCUCAUAUGCGUCAAUGUUUGCAUCAUACAGUAUUCAUUCAACAUGUCGCGUAGCACAGUGCUCUGAAAACCAAUCCAAAACCAAUCCAUGACCAAAGUUAACUAGGUUGUUUUCCAUACAUUUUGGUGUAAUAUGUAACAUUAUUUCUUAGAACAGCGAAGAGGUCAGACGGAACCACUAACAUUUCCGAGUAAAAGUAGUGUUUCCUUAGAGGAAUUCCUAGAUGGAAUUUCACAAAAAUGCAGAACCAAAUCGUCUGAUUAUUUAUGUAUUUCCGUCCAUGACAAGCUGUCAAACAGGUGGUCUUACAGUAGCCACCAUUUCUUGGCCUGGUAUGUGGGGAAAGCAUGGGCAGGUUUGAUGGAUGUCGAAGUUACGUGUCCAGAAACCUUUUCUCAGACUCAACCCAGAACCAACCCGCUUCCUCACAGGGUUAUACUGCACUGUCUACAGUGCCUAGUAGCUCAAGUAUGAACCUCGACACUUCAUCAUACUGUAUAGCCUGGUCCCAGAUCUGUUUGUGCUGUCUUGGCAACUCCUACAACUCCUAUGGUAAUUUUCCAUAGGAGUUGGCCACAAACAGAUCUGGGACCAGGCUAUGAAUAAUAUCCAGCAAGACAAAAAUCACUAUACUUUUUCACCCUUUACCUCAGUCUCUAUUUUCUUCCUCUUUUAGCUGUGCCACCCUGAAUAUUGGACGACAGAUAACAAGCUUUACUAAACCCUGCAGAUGUUAUUUAGAAAUUGAAACGUACCCUCGAAAGCAUUUUGUAGUCUUCCUAGGGCGAGCCACCCUGUUGUUUUACUUAACAAGCCCCACAGCUUGGCAGUGGAACCAGGGUCGUAACUUGCCCUCUUUGUUCCCCUCCCGCAGUAUUUAUAACGUCCACGAGAGAGAGAGAGAGAGAGAGAGAGAGAGAGAGAGAGAGAGAGAGAGAGAGAGAGAGAGAGAGAGAGAGAGAGAGAGAGAGAGAGAGAGAGAGAGAGAGAGAGAGAGAGAGAGAGAGAGAGAGAGAGAGAGAGAGAGAGAGAGAUCAUUAAAGUACCUUAUAAAGUAAAAACAUAAUGAGAUAUACACAAAUGGACGGUGAGGAAUAGUGAGUUAAGGUUAAGGGAGUUGAAGGAGAGAGUCUGCCCAUUGGGUAUAAUAUGGACUGAAGUGCCAAUACUUUUUCUGUCAUUGUCUUUGUAAAGCCAGUAAGUAACAAGCCAGAGAGACAAGCUAAAUGAUUAUACGUAGAACAUUUAAAUAUAUAUCAAAGCCCAAAAUGAUUGUAACAAUGACUGUAGACCUACUGCUGCCAGGUGUUAUGAAAUAUGUGAAAUCUUGCUCAAGAAAGCAUUGAAAGGGCAAAAUUCUAUGAAAUGUCUCCCCAUUUGCCAGAAGCCCCCUCCUGUCCUCAUGACAUUCUGGUCACAGAGUUACACUAUAGAGCACCACUCACACAGACGAUGUCCACCUGCCUUCUGAGGGCCGAUGGGGUGUUGCCUUCCGCCCCAUGCACCCCCCCCCCCACCUUCCUUCAUCACUCGUGUUAUUAUGAAGUCUUCCUUGUACAUUUUCCUCUGAUGCAAUGACCACUGACUUUUUAAUCGUAAAUGACAAAUAAAUUAUUAGUUAAUGAAA
This is a messenger RNA of Salmo salar (Atlantic salmon), 6791 nucleotides long. It is a transcript of the gene ntn2, whose product is annotated as netrin 2. NCBI's taxonomy places the organism in Eukaryota, Metazoa, Chordata, Actinopteri, Salmoniformes, Salmonidae. The record is from RefSeq and is a predicted model, not a curated record. Gene Ontology annotation, cellular component: basement membrane. Gene Ontology annotation, molecular function: protein binding. Gene Ontology annotation, biological process: animal organ morphogenesis; tissue development; dendrite development.